AUGGGCCAAUUCCAUAGAAUCGGUCGUACAGGUCGUGGAAAACAGAAGGGUCUAGCCACGACCUUCAUCAACAAGAGCGUAAACGAAUCAACUCUAUUGGAUCUUAAGCAUCUCCUUAUUGAAGCCAGACAGCCAGUUCCAGAAUUCCUCUUGGAGUUGUCAGCAGAGCAUGGAGACGAAACUCAACAUCUCAUGGUAUCCGGCGAUGAAGUGGGAUGUGCGUACUGUGGUGGUCUGGGUCAUCGUAUCACUCAUUGUCCCAAGCUUGAGGCUGAAAAGAACAAGGCUGCUGUUGGCAUGAGUCGCAAGGACUACUUAUCAUUUGCCGAUUAUUGA
Rodentolepis nana is the source of this 336-nucleotide messenger RNA. The record is from the annotation of a GenBank genome assembly. NCBI's taxonomy places the organism in Eukaryota, Metazoa, Platyhelminthes, Cestoda, Cyclophyllidea, Hymenolepididae.